Molecule: messenger RNA, 4168 nt
Organism: Formica exsecta
Lineage: Eukaryota; Metazoa; Arthropoda; Insecta; Hymenoptera; Formicidae
Exons: 5
Coding region: 2686-3132 (148 amino acids)
Source: RefSeq, a predicted model, not a curated record
UGGAAAUUUUUAUUCAGCAAAAGAAUUAAAUUUGAAAAUUUGCGAGUUAACUCGACUUGAUUUGCGCAUUCGGAUUCGAGUGAAAAGAAAGAAUAUAUGUGAAAGAGUAUAAAUAGUAAAUAAGAAACAUUAUUUGUACAGCCCGCAAAAAUAUCGCAAUCUAAUUAGAUUAAACUAAUCGUCCACCCAUUGUGAAUGAAUGAGAAACACAACAACCUAAAAUAAUGUAUGAUCCGAUCUCGGGUCUUCUUCCAGUCAAUGUGUGGCUGCGUCCAAUGUUUAUCUGAUAGAUACGAAAUCGUAUGACGAAUUUACUCGCAAAUGCGCGGGUGACAGACAUUUCGCAAUGUAAGGAGGGGAUCAUGCGGUCAACGUAUCAUAUCUAUAAGUGGCCGUUUACCAUUACGUAUAACCAAAACGUUACACGUUAGGCGCGUGUACACACGCGCCUCCGACGAUCGCGCAAUCGCGAAUUCUUUUUUUUAUUUUUUUUUUUACCAGCGAUGAUCGUCGAUGAUUAUUACAUUACGUUCGCGCGCGCGAUUUGUUUCGCCGCGUCGGAUCCAUGAAGCAUAAUAUAUACGAUGAAUUAUGAAAUUCAUGCACAUAUCUCUUAGGCGCCUUCUUCACCUUUUUUUUGCACAAUUUGUGUUAAUCAGACACGUCAUUUCCGUUGCUGUUAACGCAACAACUGUGAAACACUAUCAUGUUAUUGCGGCAUGUAAUGUACCUCUUCGAUUUUGAAUGCGACUUGUUGCGAUAAAAAAAAAUACGGUAAUUGAAUUGUCUCUUGCCAAUAUUUGAAUAUAUACAAAGGAUAUACAAUGAAAACAUCAUGCUCCGAUUUUUCUUUCGAAAUAUCUAAUUGAUGAUAUGUAUUUUAAUCGCGAAUGUAAUAUUUUAAACUCCGCGCGUCAGCCUUGCUUCUUUAUAUGUCGCACGCGAUAAAGAUUUAAUAAUCAAAAUAUAAUAAAAUCGAUGCCGGAAGUAACAAGUAAAAAUGAAGAGUCGUAAGCGUAACGUUCAGCAGUACUGUGUGAUUUCGUAAUGAUGACAGGCCAAUGUUGCGUGAUUCGUCUAAUAGCGUUGAUGGUAUAACGAAACUCCGCGAUUACAGCAUAAAAUAAAAAAAAACACAUAUUAAUAAGGAAUUUCGAGAGAUAUCGCAAUUUAAUGAAUAAAGGCGAUAGUUUGUAAAAAUGUAAAAAUUAUAUUUGCACACAGCAUAGCAUUAAAAUAGUUUCGUAAUGGCGUUAUAUGAUUCAUCUAAUGGCGCUACUACGUAUAUAACAAAACUCCGCGAUUGAAGUACAAAAUCAAAAGCGAUAAACACACAUGCACACAUUUAUAAGAUUUUAGAAUAUGGCAAUUUAGUAAAAAAAGGCGACAGAGCAUUUAUAAAAAUAUUAAAAUUAUAUAAUAAUUAAUUAAAUUAUAUACAUCGAGUAUUAUAAUAUUUAAAUUAAGAUUUAAUUAAUUAUUACACUUUUUUUAUUUAAAUUUAUUAUAAUUUGCUUAUAAUAUAAUUUGAACGAACAGUGUCAUAUAAAGCAACGUAUGAAAAAAGAAAUUACCGGAUAUAGCACGUAAUUUAUAUACAUUAUCUCUAUAUAAUCAAAGUUUUAUAUCAAAAUGAGGUCAAAAGUUCAUUUUUCUGCUUCUGCGCGAAACUGCCGAAUUUAUAUUUGGCUUAUUUCUCAACAAAAAUUUAUGAAUCUUCGUGGAUUUAUUACACAAGAUCGAAGUAAACCACGAAGUGAACAAGCAUCUCAUGUACUUUGCUUUCUCAUUUUGUAGAAAAGAAAAAUUGAAUAUGCGGACGAUGUUGGAAAUAUACCGGACUAAACUAGAAAAUCCGCAAUUACUACGCACAUUUUCCGCUGGAACAAGGAAAACGUGCCAUUCGUAGAAUGUAAUAGGGUGUUGUUUACAUGUUGCCAUUGAUAUAAUGUUUCAGUCGAGAAAAAGAAUAUUACAAGAGAAUAUUUAUACAAAUAAAUAUAAGAAAGAGAAAAGGCGUGUAGAAAAUGAGGCGUAAAAAGCGCAUGAGCACGAUUGCGAGAUUUUUCUUGAUCACUUUAACGAUGAAAUUUAAUGACAUCAAUGAUAAAUUUUGCUGUUAUAUAAAUAUUUUCUAUUUCUAAGAAUUUUCUUCGGAUGAGAAAUUAGAGGAAUUAUUAUAUCCAAAAUAAUUUGAUUCAAUAUUUUCAAUAGUUUCUUUUCUCUCAGCAAAUCGUUUAUAUGCCUCUAACGAUCGCUUUGUCGAAUCGAUCGUAGAUCGAUCACCUUUAGGAAGAGACUAGGCAAGCGAUCCGAAAGCGAUCUUUUCGGAAAUUAUUACGCAAAUGUGUAAUUAUUUGUUGUGAGAAGCUCAUUGACAGGCACUGACAGACAGCGAUACAAAGUAGCGAGUAUGCAAAUGCGUUGAUGCUUGUAUGGAGGAGGGGAUAAGGAUAUCGUCACCCUAUAUAUGCGGUAUAUAUGCGGUGACGAUCGUUACUCCGACUUAAUAGUUUACAUACAACGAACGAAGCGAGGGAACUUUUGAAGAUCGUAUUAAUCUCCGUAUCAGCGUGUUCUUGUAAAAAAAAAAAAAAAACAAAAAACAAAAAACAAAAAACAUUUAUUCCUUCUUUUCACGCGUUUAAAUUUCUCUUCAGUGAUAUAGAAAAUACCGGGCUUAAGAUGGGAUAUUCGUUUAUGGCCAUCUACGUCCUCAUGGCACUUGUACUGGUGAGAUUUAUUCAUGGACGUCCUGCGGUUGACGAGAGCGGGUUGAACUUGAGCAUGUUAGAGUCACAUGCCUCAAAGUUAGAAGAUCUCUUGAUUUACAAACCAAGAGCAAUCUCAUCGUUCGUGCAAGGAAGCUCGUUCCCGGCUAAACCACGACAAAAACGACUAUCGGAUCAGAGACGAGCCGAGUUGGAAACACUUAUAAGUUUGUCGAGGAUCACCGGCAAACGGUCGCUGAACGUGACGGAAGGAAAUAGGCCAAACAGGAAAUUGGAUCCAAUAAGAAUCGGUCGACGAAGGCGUUUUGUGGUGAACCAAAUUCCAAUUAAAUUAAUACCUAUCCGUCAUGUCGAAAAACUGAAACGCGACGGGGACCCUGCGUAUCCUCUAGUUAGUUGAGUAAACCGCUCUGAUGGAACUGCUCGACAAAAGCGUGGGUUUUAUCACAAGGGAUGAGCCUGGCGUAUGCAAGGAUAUUCUUUGAACAUCAAGCAUCGUUUCGACCGCUUAGUAAUCAGUUGCGGAACUACGGAAAUGAAGAUUAUAAAUUAUAAGGCAACAUGAUCAUGAGAAGAAUACUCGUAGAAUUCCAUAGACUCAGAUUAGAUUGAUUGUAACCUCAUUGUAACUUAUUGUAACAAAUCAUCGAUAUUGACAAGUAUAUAUAGUAUUUUAUUAAUUUCUUCGCAUUCAUAAAAAGGAAUGCAUAGAUUAUUCAUUAUCUAUUUAGAUUGGAAAUGGCACAAAUAAAAACACCGAAUUGUCAUUUUAAGAUCUUUAACUUUAUUUAUCAUACAUUUUUCUUCGCUGUUGACGCAAUGAGCAAGAAUAUAAUUUACAAAGAAGCAGGAUAAGUUAAGUCAGUCUCAAAGUUUGCAAAUCAUAGUUAUAUAACUUUUCUAUCAACAAUGUAGUGUACUUAGUAUUCUUACUCUUAUGUUCGUCUUUUUACAUCUCGAACAAACAUUACACAUGCAAUUCACACAAUUCUUUAUUACAUCAACGGAUUAGUGUAGACAAUUUUUAGAUUUAAUUCACACAUCCUAAGCUAAACAUAUAAUUGACAUUUUAACAUUUUACAUACAUGAAGCAAAGCAAUUCUUAACGGAUCGUACAAUCAUUAUGUUAUAAUUUAUAAUAUUUCUACAAUAUUUUUAAUUCUAAUCUUCUCAUGUUACUGGAAUAUAUCUAUUGCAAUCUAUUAGAAUUUGGCAAUUCCAUAUCUUUAUAAAGACACGUAGUUUUUGUAAUAUUGCACUGCAAUUUGCAAGAUUGCAAUAUUUGCUGCGAUAAGAACCUCUGCAUUAUACGGGAAGUUAAUACUGAAAGUUGGUCGCCUGUUAUAUCGAAAACUCAAAAUAUUGGACGCAUGCGAACUCCAUCUUUUCUUCGCUAAAUAAAAACUUAUUCCAGUAAUGUGUAUGUCUACAAAGCA